Prorocentrum cordatum is the source of this 2047-nucleotide messenger RNA. The record is from the annotation of a GenBank genome assembly. Lineage: Eukaryota; Dinophyceae; Prorocentrales; Prorocentraceae.
GAGCACCGUACCCUGCAACCACGUCCAGGAUCUUCCUCCUGGUGCUCGCCCCAUGGCUCCUGCUCCAGCGGCCGUGCGGCCUCCGUGGUGGAAGCUGCCGACCAAGUCCGUGUCCCCACCCUGGGGAGUUCAACAGAAGCAGCAGUGGCAGGCAUGGCGCGACAUCGGCUCCGACGACGACCUCGAGGGCUGGCACCAGGUGGGGCAAACUGGAAGAGGGCCUUGGUGCAGCAAGUGCGGCUGCAAGAAGAACUCCAAGGGCAGCAAGUUCUGCAAAGCCUGCGGCCAUAAGCUCUCGGACAUCAGCCCAGCCGUCGCUGCCGAACCCGCUGGGGUCUGGAGCGAGCAGCGAGGACAGCACGGGGAUGCCGAUGGCAAGGACGGCAAAGGCGGCAAGAAGGGCAAGAAAGGCAAGGUCUCGGGCAAAGGUGACGGCGGCAAAGGUGGAAAAGGGGGCCGUGGAGAGGGUGCAGCAGGCGGAGACCCAGCCAAGCUUCCUCGAGCACCUGGUGCACAGUUUCUGGUGGCCCAGGAGGGACCCUCGGUGGAGCUUGAGUUCCACGAGCUGGAGCAGCUGGUGGCCACGUUGGAGAAGCUGGGAGACACGGUCAGCCUCGCGAGGCACAGGCGCACCCUUCAAGAACGGCGACGACUCCAGCAGGAGGCGCUCUACGUGCCGCCAUUGUCGCAGAGAGUCACACGGGCCCACAAGCAGGUGCAAGACAUCGCGCAGAAGCUGGAGAAGGCGGUUUUGCACUUCGAGCGGCUCGAGGAGGGCCUCGAGAGCCAGAGGCGGUGGGUCCAAUCUCCCUGCGAGGACAUGGAGUCGAAGAAGGCUGAGCACCGCAAGCUGGUGGUGGAGCUCAAUCGUCAGGUGGUCGACAUCAGCCAGGAUUCAACUCCGUCAGUGGCCCCCAUCAGUGUGACUGGCAUCCUGGACGGCUCCAUCGAGGAAGUUCCUCUUUCGUUUGCUGGUCUUGGGUUCGACGACGAGGAAUACGAGAUGGAUGCAAAUUACAAGAAGGAGCUGGCAGAUCGCAGCGCCCGCCUCAAGAGCGAACUGUCCAACGCCGUCGCGCAAAUGUUCGGGCAGGCGGCAGAGAAGGCCAAACUCUUCAAGGAGGAGCAGGAAGCCAUGGCUCUACGGCUGGCUGGGAAGAGGCGGACUCUGCCUGAGGGGGCAGACCCAGUUGACGCAGAGGCUGAGGGUGAUCGGCGGACGCCCUUGGCCGAGGCAGCUGGAUCUCAUCGACCAGCGGACAGUUUCUGGAGCAACAAGUCCGUGGACCUCGACUGGCCUCAGGUCGGGGGGCUUUGGGUCCCUGCCCUGGCCCGUCCAGACAAGGGGGCAACGUUGAUCGGUAGGCAGUGCUGCAAGCAGCUGCGCGCCGUGCCCGAGGCAGUCCUGCCCGAGCCCUUGGGGCAGAGGCCUGAGGCUAUGGGGCUCCCUCCCGAUGCUGCAGAUCCCGAGUGGCAGGCCAUCCAGGACUUCAAUGACAUGAGGGCUGACCUCAGGGACUGGGCUGCCGCCUGGUUUGACUCGCACACGGAGCUGGAGACAGACAGCGGGCACUGGAGGCGCUGGUGCAAGGCUUUCCUGGGCGCGAUGCUAGCGGACGGCGGGAACGAGCCGCUCAGGCGCCUGCUGAGGAGCUGGUUCCCAGGCUGGCACUUGGACAAUAUCCUGGACGAGCUGUGCCUCAGUGGCUGGAGGCAGUCAGAGCCCCGCCGCAUUGCCUUUCUGGUCAGGCUCAACAGUGCCCAGCCUCCGGAUCGGUGGCGGCUCGAGCACGCGCGCUGGCGGCAACUGGCGCAGAUCAGGGCCAUGUUUCGCCGACUCCUUGGGGACAGAGCUCCUGGAGACCCAGUGCCGCCUCAGAGGCCUGGUGGGGGAACGGAGUCGGACCCUACUCGUGGGCCUGACCCUGUUGACGACCAGGCGAUGGACUACGUCGACAACCUGGCGGCGAAGCUGGUCAUGCUGUCGCACGCGCCCUCGCAGCAGCCUCCUGGCGGCAGGGCCAGCCCCAGCCAAGACGACCUGUAC